Messenger RNA from Ectocarpus siliculosus, 420 nucleotides. Lineage: Eukaryota; Phaeophyceae; Ectocarpales; Ectocarpaceae. The record is from the annotation of a GenBank genome assembly.
AUGUCUUCGAACGGCGAACAGAGCGCCGGCGUGGCGGCCCCUACACUCCCCACCAAGCGCACCGUACGGCAGCUGUUGGAAACGAGGAACACACUCAACAAGAUGGAGAUCGGGCAGGGGGUCCUACUCACUGCUGACGUCACGGGAGCCGAGUUGGUGGUGAUCAGGGGUUGUUUCGAAGGCAAGGUGACGGCACAGUGCAUCGACAUCGAGCAGGGGGCGGAGGUGAGGGGGACGAUCGAGUGCGAGGCGGCACGGGUCAACGGAAAGUUCGACGGGGUGUUCAUGUCUUCCCACUCCCUGCACCUUGCCUCCCACGCCAACGUGUCGGGACGCAUCAUCUACCGCCGCUUGAAGGUGGCGAAGGGCGCGCAACUCUACGGCCUUUCGGAGUACCGUUCGCCGGUGCUUGCGAAGUAG